This is a messenger RNA of Aspergillus mulundensis, 2142 nucleotides long. RefSeq names its product putative C6 finger domain protein. The record is from RefSeq and is a predicted model, not a curated record. Lineage: Eukaryota; Fungi; Ascomycota; Eurotiomycetes; Eurotiales; Aspergillaceae. Gene Ontology annotation, biological process: regulation of DNA-templated transcription. The coding region runs from base 1 to 2142 and encodes 713 amino acids. Gene Ontology annotation, molecular function: zinc ion binding; DNA-binding transcription factor activity, RNA polymerase II-specific. The transcript has 3 exons.
AUGGCGGAUACAACCCAGCAGGCUCAGCCUCCGGGCGAGCCGCAGCCAGCUGGUGAGCCGGCCGAUAUACCUCCCUCGGAACCUCCCAAGACGCAUACGGAUGAGCCAUCAGCUGCGGAUGCUGACCAUUCGCUCCCCCCGAUUGAUAAAACCUUACCGACCGACGACACGGCUCUUCCAGCUAUAGAUAUGUCGCUACCGCCAAUAGACUCGACGAUACCAGCACUACCACCGAUCGAUACAUCCUUACCACCGCUGGACACAACGAUGCCCGCGAUGGACGACUUACAUGACAAUGAGCACUUCUCCUUUGAUCGUUUCGACGAGGAGACGGCUGCCAUCGGAAUAAAUGAAAAUGGGACGACGGCACAUGAUCAGACCACAGAGCAUCAUGGGUCUUCGUCGACCCCUGUCCCUCAGAACCCCGCGCCCUCGAACGGUUUACAUUCGGAGCCGCCAGCUCAGCAGCAUCAACCAUAUGAGCAACAGCAACCGGCGCAGCACCAUUAUUCACCCCAGGAGAAUGCACCGACGUCACAGCCGCAGGCCCAAAUACCUCAACAGCACCAGCAAUCGCAUCAACAGUCGCAACAGCCCCCCGACAUGUAUAACAACCAUCACAGUGCCUCGCCUUCUCAUUCCAACCCUUCAAUGCAGGGCCAACCCUCGCAGAUCCCGCAAGCUCCCAUUGGAUCGCCUAUGCCUCCGAUGUCUUCGGUCAGUCAGUACAUGGCGGGCUAUCCAUCGAUGAACUCCGGCGGUCAGAUGCAUUAUCAGCUGCAGGGCGAUGCGAACAAGAUGCUGUCCAGCAGGCACAAGAAAGAAGUCAAGCGGCGGACGAAAACCGGGUGUCUAACGUGUCGCAAGCGACGGAUUAAGUGUGACGAGGGACACCCCGUCUGCCGCAACUGCGUCAAGAGCAAGCGUGAAUGUUUAGGCUACGACCCGGUCUUCAAGCAACCAACGCCCUCUGCGAUACAGCCCGCUCCUAAUCCCCAGCCGUCGCUGGUGGUCAACCCACAGGACCCUUCUCCUCAGCAGUCGUCGUACCCUGCUGCGCCUCCAGGCUACGUACCGGCCUCAUCUCAACCCUUCGCUCCCUCGCAAUCUCCGUCGACAUCUACAGAUCGCUACGAGUACAAUUCCUCCAUUGACCCGUCACUCAACCACGGCAACUCGUCCGAGAUGGCAAGCGUCCAAAACAUUACCGACGGCGGUCUGCAGCCGACUGUGAACCCCGCGACGACCACAACGGGCCAUUCGGAGACGACAAGCUUUAGGUUGAAACAAGUCCAGAUCAGCGAUCUUCUUGCCCUACGGGGUAUUCCGCCUCCACCCCCUCAUCCUAUUACCGCCCUUCCCCCAAACCGUCUCGAGGAGAUACAAGCCGUGUUCCUUGCUACAUAUGCUCCCGCUAUUGAUCGGUUCUUUGAGACUCGAUGGUUCUCAGAAAAGGCGCUGAACCAUCUGCUAGCGAAUGCCCAGUUAAUGGCCGAAUAUUCCGCAUUGAUCGAGGCAUUCAACGGGAAUUUGAAUGACCCCAAUGUCCUUGCGCGGCUGGAGAGCUUCGAAGCAUCGGUUGUCUGGAGUACAAUGACAUUAUGUCGCCAUGUGAUGAACGUAUCGAAUGGAAGCCAGCCGGACUAUGAUCUCCUAGCCACCUCCAAGCGGUUGGACGUGAUUGAAGCCAUGAUCACCGGCGACCACCUAGACUCGAACCCGCUCGCACAAUUCCCGACUCGGCAACCGGCCGCCAACCCGCCUUCAUUACCCGAUCAGCUCAUGCAGCGCCAGCUGGACUUCUGGAGUGCGAUCGGCCACUUCCUUACGCUUCAUGACAAUGAAGCCAGCGCUGCGAAAGAAAUCGAUGAUACACUGGGUCGUUGCCGCACGCUUCUGGAUACGUACGAGAACCGAGACGUCACCUACUCGAUUGCAAUUGCGCGCCAUCUUGGCCAACGAUGGGCCGACUUUCCGCACAGCUUCCCUCAGCCAAUCACCACAAAUGAGAAAGACGCCGGUGCCAAGCUAUAUGUUGCGCAAAAGUUCCUUGAACAAGAAGCCGGCGGUAAGGGUACUACACAGGUGGUCAAGCGCUUGUGCGGCAUGGUUGUCCGGUCCUGGUAUGUUUCCCGGGAGUAA